Molecule: messenger RNA, 1524 nt
Organism: Cuscuta epithymum
Lineage: Eukaryota; Viridiplantae; Streptophyta; Magnoliopsida; Solanales; Convolvulaceae
Source: the annotation of a GenBank genome assembly
GCCACUCUAGCUGCAGGCUUAUCGGUCAAAUUAAAUUAAAAAAUAAAUGACAAUAAUGUUAGCUUAAUUACCCACACCAUCUUGUAGGUUUAAACUUAUUAUCUUACAAAAUUGAAGAAUUUAAUUGCUGAUCGAAUUGAAGAAGGAACUAACUAAAUUUGCAUGCAUGCAUGCAUGAUCCUGAUCGAUCGAGAAGUCUAUCUAUCGACGCAGGCCGGUUAAUUAAUUAAUUAAUUAAUUGAUUAAUGAACUGAUAAGGCUAGGCCGGGUGAUUAAUUUCCCUGUCGUCGUCAUUUCCCGCGUUGGGUUGGCUUUAUUUUUAUAUAUAGAAGAUAUAGGCAGAUAAUAAUAAAUCAUAUAAGAUCGAAGAAAUGGUCCAACGUGGAAGGAAUUGUAGGAGAUCGGAUGACGAACGGAGGCGGCCAUCAAUGACGUGUAGGUACUUGGAUGCCAUCACUUUCUUUGGAAGAUUAUAUUCAAAUUCAAAAAAUAUUUCAGGUGGCGCGUGGAGUUAGAGAUCAAUUACAUUCCCUUCCCCUCAAGUUAGCUUUUCAUAAAGUAGUCUUUCACAGUGAGACUUUAGUAGAUAUGAUUUUAUAGCUACCACGGAAAAAUCUUGACGAAGUACAAAAAAAUGGUUUUUGAUUUUGAAGAAGAGCAAUCUGAAGAUUACCUAUUCAAGAUUGUUUUGGUUGGUGAUUCAGCCGUUGGAAAAUCAAAUUUGCUUGCUAGGUUUGCUAGGGAUGAAUUUUAUCCAAACUCAAAAUCAACAAUAGGAGUAGAGUUUCAGACGCAAAAGAUGGAGAUAAACGGGAAGGAAGUGAAGGCUCAAAUUUGGGACACGGCUGGCCAAGAACGGUUUAGGGCUGUAACCUCUGCAUAUUAUAGGGGUGCGGUGGGAGCUCUUCUAGUGUAUGAUAUCAGUAGACGGCUGACUUUUGAAAACAUCGGCAGAUGGCUAAAUGAACUCCAGACUCACAAUGACAUGAAUGUAGUGACAAUACUAGUUGGGAACAAAUCAGAUCUCAUUGAUGCCCGAGAAGUAACCAUAGCCGAAGGCAAAGCCUUGGCUGAGGUGGAGGGUAUGUUCUUCAUGGAAACAUCAGCACUCAACUCGUCAAACGUAUCGGCAGCCUUCCAAACCGUUGUCAAGGAAAUCUAUAAUAUCUUGAGCCGCAAGGUCAUCCAAUCUCAAGAGCUCAAACAAGAUGAUUCUGACCGGCUUGCAAGUGGGAAAACAUUAGUUUUGCAUGAUGAAGAUAACAAAGAAGCUACAAAAGGAAAAGAAAAGAAAGGCAUGUGUUGUUCAACAUGAUUAGUUGGGAGGGACACUAUUCUCUUAUCAUCUCCCGUCUUGUAAAUAUAUAUUCUUUUUCGUAGAAUCUUUAUACAACUAAAUACAUGUAUGAACUAAAAAUGUUGAUAUUGUAGCUUCCUUGAUGAGGGAAAGAACCAUCUUUUGAUAGUAGGGAAAGAACCAUUUUUUUAUCAUAGGGAAAGAACCAUUUAGAUAGUGAAAGGACC